Messenger RNA from Benincasa hispida (wax gourd), 1864 nucleotides. RefSeq names its product beta glucosidase 42 (gene BGLU42). Gene Ontology annotation, biological process: cellulose catabolic process. Gene Ontology annotation, molecular function: beta-glucosidase activity. Lineage: Eukaryota; Viridiplantae; Streptophyta; Magnoliopsida; Cucurbitales; Cucurbitaceae. The record is from RefSeq and is a predicted model, not a curated record.
ACAUGUCAACCAUUUUGCUCUACAAUUUUCGAUCCAAUUUUCCUCCACUGCUUCACUGGCAAGAUCACUGCAACGAUAAUGCCGAAGAAGGUGGAGUUAUUGGAGCAUUAUCAAGAGGAUGCAGAUGGCCCCAACGCUAAACCAUUAUCUCGCGAUGAUUUUCCCCCGAAUUUCUUCUUCGGCGUUGCCACUUCCGCUUAUCAGGUUGAAGGAGCUGCCAACGAGGGAGGCAGAGGCCCUUGCAUCUGGGAUGAAUUUACACAUAUUAAGGGCAAGAUUCUGGAUGGUGGCAAUGGUGAUGUAGCGGUGGACCAAUAUCACAGAUACAAGGAAGAUGUUGAACUUAUAUCAAAUUUGGGAUUUGAUGCUUAUCGCUUUUCAAUCUCAUGGUCCCGCAUAUUUCCUGAUGGUUUGGGGACCAAAGUCAAUGUUGAAGGGAUUAAUUACUACAAUAACCUAAUCAAUGCACUUCUUGAAAAGGGCAUUCAGCCUUAUGUAACAUUGUAUCAUUGGGACCUUCCUUUGCAUCUCCAGGAGGCAAUUGGAGGGUGGCUAAACAAAGAAAUUGUAAAUUACUUCGCAACCUAUGCAGAAACUUGUUUUUCAAGUUUUGGUGAUAGAGUAAAGAACUGGAUUACAAUUAAUGAGCCUCUUCAAACUUCCGUGAAUGGACAUGGAAUUGGUAUCUUUGCUCCUGGAAGAUGGGAAAAUUCAUCAGUUGAACAAUAUUUGACUGCACACCACCAGAUCUUGGCACAUUCAGCUGCUGUAUCCAUUUAUCGAAAGAAGUAUAAGGAACAUCAGGGAGGACAAAUAGGCCUGUCUGUAGAUUGUGAAUGGUCAGAACCUAACACAGAUACAGUUGAAGACAGGACUGCUGCAUCAAGACGCCUAGAUUUUCAUUUUGGAUGGUACUUGCACCCAAUAUAUUUUGGAGAUUAUCCUGAAGUUAUGCGUGAACAACUUGGAGAUAACCUUCCGAAAUUCAGUGAUGAAGAAAAGGAGUUGAUUAUGAAUAGUGUGGACUUUGUGGGUCUGAAUCACUACACAUCGAGGUUUAUUGCUGAUGCAGCAGAGAGUCCUGAUGGUGGGGAUUUCUACAAAUCACAAAAGAUGGCAAGACUUGUUCACUGGGAAGACGGUGAGCUUAUCGGUGAGAAGGCGGCAUCGGAAUGGCUUUAUGUUGUUCCUUGGGGAUUCAGAAAGGUCCUAAACUACAUAAAACAGAAAUACAAUAAUCCAAUUAUCAUCAUAACUGAGAACGGCAUGGAUGAUGAAGAAAAUGAACUUUGCCCACUUCACGAGAUGCUUGAUGACAAAAUGAGAGUUGGUUAUUUCAAGAGUUAUUUGGCUGAAUUAUCCAAGGCAAUCAGGGAUGGAGUAGAUGUUAGGGGUUACUUUGCAUGGACGCUAUUGGACAACUUUGAGUGGGCUCAAGGCUACACCAAGCGAUUUGGAUUGGUAUAUGUGGACUACAAAAAUGGCCUAACUCGCCAUCCUAAAUCUUCUGCAUAUUGGUUCCGUCGCUUCUUGAAAGGUUCUGAUGAGAAAAAUGGCAAACAAGAGUGAAACACUCCUUCCUUUUAAUGAAGAUAAAAUAAUGGGCAGAAAGGAUUCUUGCAUGGGAUGAAAUACAAGCCACCCAAGGAGAAUCUAUUUGCAUGUUCCUGUUGGUCGACGAUCAAUAAUUAGAAUAAGUCAUUAAGCUUGUUGACUUGAUGUAUGUUGUGUCGAGGAAGAAAAUAGAACUUUGUAAUACUACAGUGGAAACAAAUAUAAUUAUAUGUAUCCAAACAAUUGUGAUUCUCAAUCUUCUUAAAUUGACAAAUUUAUAAUAAAAUAAUAGAAUAAACAUUGAGAAAAA